Messenger RNA from Nannospalax galili (Upper Galilee mountains blind mole rat), 4495 nucleotides. RefSeq names its product transmembrane protein 127 (gene Tmem127). Gene Ontology annotation, biological process: negative regulation of TOR signaling; negative regulation of cell population proliferation. The transcript has 4 exons. The record is from RefSeq and is a predicted model, not a curated record. Gene Ontology annotation, cellular component: membrane. NCBI's taxonomy places the organism in Eukaryota, Metazoa, Chordata, Mammalia, Rodentia, Spalacidae. The coding region runs from base 222 to 938 and encodes 238 amino acids.
GGUCGGGGAGGAGGAAGCCGGAAGUGCAUCGGCCCGGGUCGCUCUGGGCGUUGCGGGAUUGGGGCCUGGGAUCGCUCGGCCCCCGAAAGCUGAGAAGCCGGUAACCCGGCGGAGCUUCGCCAUCGCAACCCUGAGGCCUGCUGACCCACGGCAGGCUCUGCGCGCCCCUUGGAGGUCCGCGGCUACCAGAGACCGCAGAGCGACGGCGGGCGGCCCCCAGCAUGUAUGCCCCGGGAGGCGCAGGGCUGCCGGGAGGGCGCCGGAGGAGGAGCCCGGGAAGCAGCACUCUGCCGAAGCAGCCGGAGCGUAGCCUUGCUUCGGCCCUGCCUGGCGCCCUGUCUAUAACCGCGCUGUGCACUGCCCUCGCGGAGCCGGCUUGGUUGCACAUCCACGGAGGCACCUGUUCCCGCCAGGAGCUGGGGGUCUCGGACGUGUUGGGCUACGUGCACCCGGAUCUGCUGAAAGAUUUCUGUAUGAACCCCCAGACAGUGCUGCUCCUGAGGGUCAUUGCCGCCUUCUGCUUUCUGGGCAUCCUAUGUAGUCUAUCUGCAUUCCUUUUGGAUGUCUUUGGGCCCAAGCAUCCAGCCCUGAAGAUCACUCGUCGCUAUGCCUUCGCUCACAUCCUCACUGUCCUGCAGUGUGCCACCGUCAUCGGCUUUUCCUACUGGGCUUCUGAGCUCAUUCUGGCCCAGCAGCAGCAGCAUAAGAAAUACCACGGCUCCCAGGUCUACGUCACCUUUGCCGUUAGCUUCUACCUGGUGGCAGGAGCUGGCGGAGCCUCAAUCCUGGCCACUGCAGCCAACCUCCUGCGCCACUACCCAACAGAGGAAGAGGAACAGGCCCUGGAGCUGCUGUCUGAGAUGGAGGAGAAUGAACCCUAUCCAGCAGAAUAUGAGGUCAUCAACCAGUUCCAGCCGCCCCCUGCCUAUACACCCUAAUACCUUCCAGAGGUCUCUUCCUCAGCAGCCCCUCCCCCAGUGCCGCAGCUCCUUUCACACCCAGGGGAGCCCCUUCCCCCAGCAGACCUCACCGGUAGGACGCUGACCAUCUUCACCAAACCCUCCCCAAGAGACUCUGCCUUUAGGGUUAUCCAUGUGUCUCUGCUCCCAAGAGCUGGGAUUCAUAGAUUUUAUAUAAUGCACUCUUUCCCCUCCUACUACCCUCUGCUCCUUUCCUGUUCACUAGCCGCUCCCAACCAGGGAUGGUCAGACAAGUGUCCUCCCUUUGUGGGCCAUGUCUUUGGGACUGGGACUGUCAUUGGGUUGCUGCUGGUAGUGGACAGUCCCUGAGAGAGGUGCAAACAGGGCCCAAGGGGAAGGGGACUGUGCCGUGCAGGCUCACUUUGCCAGGCUCAGCCUUGGUUCCACACCCUUAGCUUUGGGCUUGACCCCCUCAUUCCGUCUGGAGUGCCCCAGGCCCAGGCUCUCCACCUCGUGGAUUCUCUGCACUUUAGUCUUUGAACUACCCCUCACAUGUGCUCUGAUUUUCUGGGGACAAGGAAUUGCUGGGGAGCAGAGCAGCCACUCUCCUGCCUUGUCCUGGCUUUGUGUGGUUGGAGCCAGGCAAGGAGGCAGAACCAGGCAAGAGACCGAUCCUGGAAAGGACCUGAGCAGUAAAGGGGGCUGAGCCCCCCGAGCCCCUUCACCUUUUAAUGUGAGUGGUUUUAAAAGGAAAAACAAAACCAACCAACAGCAGCCACAUCUCUUUUUAAAAUAGGGACAAGGCUGUUGUUUAGAAAUGUAUUCUAUCCCUUGUGGCUCUGCAAUAUUUUGGACCACAGCUCCCUCUGAGCCAGUACUCACUCUUCCCAGAGUCUCUCCAGCAGAAUGCAGGCUUUCUGCCCUGGCUCUUUCCCUCCUGGCAGCUGUGGCUCCCUGGGGCCUUUCUGUGGAACUAGAGCCACAUGGCCCCUGUGGCCCCUCAGGAGCUGAGGACGAUGGCCUGACUGGCCGGCCAGUGUGGUGCUCCUCAGAACUGUAGCACUGAGAUGUAACCUGGCCUCAGCUCAGGCACAUGGGCCAAGUAGGGCAGGACCCUCCACUCUCCAUAUAGGAACUCUACCCAGAGGCACAUCAGGUUGGUGUCAGGACCAUCCUGUCAGACACACAGGCCUGGCUAUAGCCUUCAGAUUCAGUGUGUCCCCUAGACUGUGACUUGGGGCUAUAUCUUGCUGCAUGCCCCUCUCCCCUUCUGGAAUGUAUUCUGGUCUUGCAGUGUCCUAUUGGGCUGUCACUUUGGCUAUUCUGUUUGUUCUGGGUUAAGUAUAUUUUUUUGCCUAGAGAUGUGGGGCAUAAAAUGGGUAGACCUUGAGAGGUCUACAACAUGGAUCCAGAUAGCUGAGCUGUUCUUGUUCAGUUACUAGCUUCUUUGGAAUCAGAGUCCAGUGCUGAGCUGAAAAAGAGAUGAAUUCCAAUCUCCUCCCACCCUUAAGGCAGCAGACAUUAUGAGCAAGAAUGGAGAAUGAAUGCAGCCAUUGAGCUGUGGCCACAAGAAGACUGCCACCUCCUCAUUCUUCAGCUAGAAUGAGUGGGGACAGAUGCCUGUGUGGGCGAAGACCAUGUGUGCACACGAGUAAGCCCCCUGCUUGGAGUUUAGUGCUGUGAUGCCAAAGUGUGCCCCAGGAUGACUCCCAUUCUUCCAGACACUUAUCUGAGGCAAGAAAGGCUGCCAGGUGAUGCCUGAGCACAAAAACAAGGAGCUGAAUUAGGCCUGCCUCUCUGUGAAGUCCUGAGCUCCUGACUGGCAGGUUUCUGAAGUGUGGCCAGCUCUCUCUAACAUGGCAUCUGAAUGGGCAACUAGAAGACCAGGCACCAAACAUGCAUGCCAAAGUGAAUGGUCAUCUCAUGAGGACAAGGACAUGACCCUGUGGACUGUUCCAUGUGAUUUGGAACCCACUUUUUAUUAGCUUCCCGUGCCUCUGGCCUUUCUCUUUCCUCUGCCAUUCUGACAUGGAUAGUUUGUCAUAUAAAUUCCCCCAGUUGUGUUUUUCUUUUCUAGGAAAAAAAUUAAAAAGCAAAUCAAAAAACAGAAAAACUAUAAAUAAGAAUGCAAAUGCCAAUGAUUGUCAUUUUUCUGUCAGUUUUUCAGAUGUGGUUUACUCUUCCUCUUAGAGGAGAUGAAGUUUGCAAUAUAGGACUGUUAGAAGGGGCUUGGCAUGUGCCUGGCAUCACGUGUUACAUUUUCAUCCCCGGGAGCCUCCUACUCCUGACACCUUUCACAGAGGGAGUUUCCAGGGCCCACAGCUAGAAACAGUAGGAAGCUCUGCUCAAGAUUCUACUCAGUUCGACUUCAAACUGAGCUGCUCUCUUCAUGCCCUGAUUAGCUGCAGAAGAGAGUGGUUUCAGAACUCUAGCCAUCUGUGGCUUGCAGAAGCUGCCCUUUCUUUGAAACCACAGCAAGUGAUACUUUCUGGGAGAAGCCUGAGAGUACAAAUGGUUCAGGAAGAAUGGCCUGUAGAAUAGCUCUUCCAACCAGGUGAUGGUUGAAGCCUUAAUGGUUGCCUGUACUCUUCAUUCAUUCAUUCACUCACUCAGCCCGUGCACCAGGCCCCAAGUGUAUGUGUACUUGGUGAAAGAGCUUGAACUCCUCUGGAGAGUGGUCCAUUCUUGGCAGGAUGCAUGUUUUUCUUGGAAACGUAGUAUGUUCUCAUUUCAUGUCCACUGAGACAUUUAUAUGAAGGGUCUCUUGGGUUAUGCAAAAAACACCACUAGGCUCCAUGAAAGGAACAUAGUACUGACAGGAACCUGUCUCCCAGGAUUGUAUGUCCUUAGUUUGAGGGAGGCAGAAUGAAGUAAGUGGCCUCAUGGAUACCUUGGCAGAGUCCUGUGCCAAGCACAGAAGGCAGGUUCUGAACAGGAUGAUUUCUGACAGCUUCCUGGAAGGAGCAGCUGGUGCCAUGUUGAUGUGGGAGAGUAUUUGGGGAAGGGGCAUUCUCACUUAAGAAAUGGCGCUGGUCACCAGAAUGUGGUGAGAGGUGAGAAAGCUGAAAGUUCCACACACUUCCUCCUAAGGGGAGCCUUAGGAGGGCUCUGAAGAGAAAGGGGACCCAGCUUUGUGGACUGCUGGGAGUGUGGAGAGGCUGUGGUGUUAAGCAUCUGAGGGUGGGAAUUGGGGGACAGAUGGGCAUUAUAUGGUAUAUGGAGGACCCUGAGUCCUGGUAGAAGAAGGAGGAGAGAACAGUUGCAGCCAGGUCCAGAGGUAGAAAGCCUAGGAGCUUCAUCGCUGCUGUAGUGUACUACAAGGUAAAUUGGCCUUGUGGCCCAAGAGGGCCUCACACAAGACAGACUGUCAUGAAGGGCAGCAAGGAGAAGGUGGCCUAGGGAAACAAAGUGGUUGUUGCACCUGAAGGAAAAGCAAUUCUCUCUAAAUAGCCUCAGAAUCUUCAGCUGGCUUCUCACCCAAAAGUGCUCAUGGCCUGGACCACUAUAUUAUGAAAUACAAGGUUCUGUAGGGAGACACAAAGGAACUAAUAAACUUUAUGGCCUUUGUUUUCAAA